Messenger RNA from Malania oleifera, 2926 nucleotides. RefSeq names its product G-type lectin S-receptor-like serine/threonine-protein kinase At2g19130. Gene Ontology annotation, molecular function: ATP binding; protein serine/threonine kinase activity. Lineage: Eukaryota; Viridiplantae; Streptophyta; Magnoliopsida; Santalales; Ximeniaceae. Gene Ontology annotation, biological process: recognition of pollen; protein phosphorylation. The coding region runs from base 92 to 2569 and encodes 825 amino acids. The transcript has a single exon. The record is from RefSeq and is a predicted model, not a curated record.
CCUCCAACCUUUUACCCUUCUGGCAAUCAUAGUCUCUCUCUCUCUCCCUGCCUUCCAUCAUAACUCCCCGUCCGCCAGCAUUUGUGAAGCCAUGGCCAUUGGAAACAUUUCCAGGUUCGUGCUUUCCGUUCUCUUCCUCUGCUCAAUUCUGAAGACCCAUUUCUCUUUAGGAGUCGACAUCAUCUCUUCUGGCAACUCGUUGUCUGGGGACCAGACCAUAGUCUCUGCUGGUGGAGAAUUUGAGCUGGGUUUCUUCAAUCCAGGUAAUACCUCAAGCUUCUACAUAGGUAUCUGGUACAAGAAAAUUUCUUUACGGACUGUAGUUUGGGUGGCAAACAGAGAUGAACCCAUCUCUGAUAAAUACUCCUCUGAGCUGAGGAUCUUAAAUGGUAAUUUAGUUCUUUUGAAUGGGUCUCAGAACCCAGUGUGGUCUACAAAUGUAGGUUCCCCUACUUCAAAUUCUACAGAAGCGGUUCUCUUGGAUGAUGGAAAUUUUUUUUUGAGAGAUGGGCCCAAUUCAUCUAGAGCAAUAUGGCAAAGUUUCGAUUUUCCGACAAAUACUUGGCUUCCAGGUUCGAAGCUUGGUUUGGAUAAGCGCAACAAUAGGACACAGCUCCUUACUUCAUGGAAGAAUUCAAAUGAUCCUGGUACUGGGAUCUUCACCCUUGAGCAUGACCCAGAUGGAUCUAGUCAGUAUAUUUCAAUGUGGAAUAUGACUAAACAGUAUUGGACUAGUGGGGUGUGGAAUGGGCAAUUUUUUAGUUUUGUUCCUGAAAUGAGAACGAACUACAAGUACAAUUCUAUACAAUUUAAUUUCAGCUAUGUCACGAAUGAGAAUGAGAGUUAUUUCACAUAUUCAUACCUUAAUACUUCCAUUAAAUCACGAUUUAUAAUGGACUUAUCUGGGCAGAUCAAGCAAUUGUACUGGUUGGAGUCUGCCCAGCAGUGGUAUCUGUUUUGGUCCGAACCCACACAGCAAUGUGCGGUACAUGCUCUUUGUGGACCAUUCGGAAUUUGCAACGAGAAGACUGAUCAUUUCUGUGGUUGUUUGCCGGGUUUCAUCCCAAGCUCUCAGAAAGAUUGGAAUUUGAGUGACUGGUCUGGUGGUUGUAAGAGAGAUGCGAAUUUACAGUGUGGUGAUAAUGCUUCUAAUAGGGAGAAAGACCAGUUUUUGGCGAGCCCUAACAUGAAAUUGCCUGUGAAUCCGCUGGCUUUGGUGGCUCAAAGUCUUGGAGAAUGUGAAUCGGCAUGCCAAAGUAACUGCUCUUGCUCUGCUUAUGCUUUUGACAAUGGUGGGUGUUCUAUCUGGAUUGGAGACUUGUUAAAUUUGCAACAAUUGCCGCAAGAUGACAAUAGUGGAAAAACUCUAUAUUUCAGACUUGCGCCAUCUGAGUUCCCCUCUCACAAUAGUAGUACGGGAGAAGUUGCAGGUAUAGUUGUGGGCUCAGCUGCAGGUGUAUUGGCACUCUUUGGUUUUGUUUUGAUUUUAUGCCUUUGGAGGAGGAGAGUGGUCAGAUCAACAAAAAACGUAGAGGGUUCUUUGGUGGCAUUUGGGUACAGAGAGCUGCAAGCUGCAACAAAAAAUUUCUCAGAAAAGUUAGGGGGAGGAGGUUUUGGCUCUGUUUACAAGGGGGCAUUGUCCAAUUCGACCAUUGUAGCUGUGAAGAAGCUUGAAAACAUUGGCCAAGGAGAGAAACAAUUCCGAACAGAAGUCAGCACAAUUGGGACAAUCCAACAUGUUAAUCUCGUUCGGCUUCGUGGGUUUUGCUCCAAAGGUACUGAGAAGUUGUUGGUCUAUGAUUACAUGCCAAAUGGCUCUCUAUCUGCCCAUCUUUUUCAUGGGACAGACUCAUCAAAAGAUUUGGACUGGAAAACAAGGUACCAUAUUGCACUGGGGACUGCCAGGGGACUGGUUUAUCUCCAUGAGAAGUGCAGAGACUGCAUCAUACAUUGUGACAUAAAGCCUGAAAACGUUCUUUUAGAUGCUGAUUUCUGUCCAAAAGUGGCAGAUUUUGGCCUUGCAAAGCUUGUUGGCAGGGACUUCAGCCGGGUCUUGACAACCAUUAGAGGCACAAGAGGUUAUCUUGCACCAGAAUGGAUUUCAGGUGUGGCUAUUACAGCCAAAGCUGAUGUUUACAGUUAUGGAAUGAUGCUGUUUGAAUUCAUUUCUGGAAGACGAAACUCUGAGCUAUAUGAAAAUGGCGAAGGCAAGUUCUUCCCUACUUGGGCUGCAACCAAAAUAACAGAAGGCAAUGAUGUCCUUAGCCUAUUAGACCAUCGGUUGGAUGGAAAUGCUGAUGCAGAAGAGCUAACAAGAGUUCUUAAAGUCGCUUGUUGGUGCAUCCAGGAUGAUGAAACUCAUAGACCAUCAAUGAGCCAAGUGGUUCAAAUUCUUGAGGGGGUUUUGGAUGUUGAACUGCCAACAAUCCCACGGUCUCUGCAAGUGUUUGUUCAGAACCCAGGGAAUAUAGUUUUCUUCACCGAGUUAUCUUCAAGCAGAAGUAUGCAAGCACAGAGCAAUACCUCAGCUGCUUCCUCUCAAGCCAGGAGCAUGACGCCAAGAGCAUGACCAAUGCCGAAUUGUGAAUGAUAUCAGGUGAAAAUGCAUGGCACUGUCGAAGCGGUCAAUUAUUAUAUUUAUACAUAUAUAACUCUAUAUUUUUUUAUCAGUGGCUGAAAGCUUUUCUUUUUAGUGGUUUCUCUUGCUUUUGUUGUUUGUAAUAGGAGCAUUGGCUUUUAGGUUUUUGAUUAGAGUAUUAUAAGGUAUGGUUUUUCUUAGGAAAAUGCAUUGUUGGUUCUAAAGUUUACCCCUCUAUUUUAGUGUAUUGCAGUAUACUCUUCUAAAGUUUAACACUGCAAAAGAAACUUAAGCUCCAGCUGAUUUACAGUAUACUCUUCUAACUGUCGAAUGGAACUUGAGUUUUCU